This is a messenger RNA of Culicoides brevitarsis, 1789 nucleotides long. RefSeq lists its product as uncharacterized. The coding region runs from base 200 to 1555 and encodes 451 amino acids. Lineage: Eukaryota; Metazoa; Arthropoda; Insecta; Diptera; Ceratopogonidae. Gene Ontology annotation, biological process: mitotic cell cycle. The transcript is spliced from 2 exons. The record is from RefSeq and is a predicted model, not a curated record.
CGAUUGUUUAGCAUUGAGUGCUCUUCAUUUUUUGUGAUUUUAUUCCUCAUUUUACAAGCGAUUUUACUGUUAAAACAAUCGGAAAUAAAAGUUUUCUUGCUAAACUAUCAAAAAUUCAACGAAAAUAAUCAAGAGCGGAGCAAAAAUCUUCUGAAUUUGACGACAAACAAUUUCCGCUUUGUUGGCACACACACAAAAAAUGGCUGGAACAGUUCCCAAAAUACAAACGCCUCCUGUGGCGCAUCUCUCUGACGUGGAUCGCAUCAAAUUAGUGAAAGAUUACAACAGUCCGUCUGCGAUGAAUCGCGCACGAGCUCUAAAGGCAUUAAAGACCCCGACAAAGAACAAACGCUACUCCAUGUUUGACGUGUCGCACGAACAAGAGGAAAUUGUGACGCAGGAAGAACGCGAAGCGAUCGCCAAUAUCAAGCCAAAGACAAUUCAGGAGAUUUUCAGUAAGACGCGCAUCUACGUGGAAGUGCGUUCGGGCGAAAUGGAUCACACGGAGGGCAUUCAAAAUGUCGUUAGUCAAUUGGGAGCCACAAUUUGCAAUACAGUCGGAAAAACGACGACUCAUGUCAUCUUCAAGGAUGGCCUGAACUCGACUUAUACCAAGGCAAAAAAGAUGGGAAUUCCCAUUGUGAGCGUUUUAUGGAUCGAAGCGUGUCGAAAAAUGUUAAUUUUAGCUGAUCCAGCCAAAUAUCCCAUCAGCAACCUUGAGAGAUAUGAAAAUCCUGAACUUUUUAAAAGAGUUCGACGACCAAAAGUCAUGACGCCAAAGUUGAAUCUCACACAACCUUCACGUUUUAGCUUAUCGGCGAAGGUAACGACGCCCGUAACGACAAAAAUUGUCGAAAAAAUUGAAGUAAAGACUGAAGAAAAAUCUGACGAGGCCAAUAACACGCCAAAAAUCCCGAAAAUCGAUCGUCGGCAAACGAUUCACAUCGCAACUCCGAGACCCAUCGUGACAGAAGAAAAUCUUCCCGAAAAGACUGAAUCAAAUUUGUGGUCAAAGGCGUUGGAUAACAUCAGUCGCGUCACAGAAUUAUCCAAAAACAUCAAAACUGAGGAAAAAUCUCUAAAUCUCUUUUCUCCGGAAAUCGUUGAGAAACCUAAAAAGACAGAAAUUAACAAACGUCGCACACUUUUCACGCCCGAGCCGCUUUUCCGUGUCAAUACUCCCAAGACUGAAGUCACAAAAUCCGCAAUUGUCAAUAAACGACGAACGCUUUUCACUCCCGAUGCUCGUCCCAUCAUCAUGCCAAACAUCAGCAAAUCUGCGCCGCGUCGACGAACACUUUUGCCAACAUCGCCUCCGAAUGACGUGAUAAAAGCUAAACCAGCUCCUCUCACAAAAUCCACGUCGAAACGAAAACUCGAAGUUGAUUGCAAGGAAAACACGCCGCCUCGUCCAAAAAUUAAACCUUUUCUGACGCCAUCGGAGAAACUCGUGAUGCGAGGCAAGGAAUCGACGACGACGACGCCCGGCGUUGCUCCAACCAACAAACGACGACGAACGUUGUACAUGACACCCGAAAUUGGCAUAAAAUGUUAAUUUAUUCUGAAUUUUAGGACAAUUUGACGAAAAAAAAAUUAAAGUCAAUAGAAAAUUUUUUUUACGGUAUCUAUGAUAUCUUUUGUACAAAGUGGUCAAAAAUGUAUAAGUGUUUGUUAAGAGAGUUAAUGUUAGUUGUCACAAAGUAGUCUGCAUCUACGUUGGUCAAUUGAUCAAAUAUUUACGUUUAAUCGAUUUUUUGUCAUUCAUACUUGAAGUUAUUUAAUAAAUUGU